CCCGCCUGCCCCCGGCCUGCGGCGUGCCUAUCUCAAACGAACUCUCGUCGUACGCACAAUAAGACAUAAAUCCCAAGGUUUGGCAAGGGACACUCGAUGUCUCUCUUUUCCUACUCCCUGUCUUGAUACAUCCUGCUUUAUAUAACUCUGCUACGACUUCAAGACUACGUUUGCUGCGCGUCGUUAUCUCUUUCACGCUCACUAUGUGGUCUUAUCUCUUUCUGACUCUUUUUGUCGUUCAAAUUCAUGCGAUAUGGCCCAUCCCGUCCAACAUGUCGUUAGGAGAGAGAGCGCUGUUUCUUGAUCCCAAAGUUCGAUUCAUCUACAACGGUGCCGCACAGUAUGGGUCAUACGAUCAUCAGAAUGCAUCGUCUCAAAAUAUCAUCUCUACAGCCAUCAAAACAACUACUCAGACUCUGUUCGAACAAAACUUCAUCCCUUGGAAGUUCCAUCCUCGUCACUCCGACUUUGAGCCUGCGAUCAAUGCCUCUUGCACAUACAUCAAAUCCGUCCGCCUUGAGCAAAGUGGCAUCGAUUCGGCAAACGUCGCAAAGCCCCUAGCCGGUGAAGUCGACGAGUCGUACUCAUUAUCUAUGAAGACUAAUGGUCAGGUUACCAUCACCGCGGCCUCAUCUGUCGGUAUCGCUCAUGGCCUAACUACCUUCACCCAGCUGUUUUACAAGCAUUCGAGUGGGUCCGCGUAUACACCAUACGCCCCAGUCAGCAUUACAGAUGCCCCGAAGUUUCAGCACAGAGGCCUGAACAUGGAUGUCUCGCGCGUCUGGUAUGCGCCUGCUGACAUCACUCGCAUGAUCGAUGCUCUGGCGUACAACAAGUUCAACCGUCUGCAUCUGCAUAUCACGGACGCCCAAUCCUGGCCACUUGAGAUUCCAGCGUUACCCAUGCUGGCUGAGAAAGGCUCGUACAGAGAGGGCCUGACUUACAGUCCUCCAGCCAUGGCGUAUAUUCAAGAUUACGGUGCCUCUCGGGGUGUUGAAGUGAUUCUCGAAAUCGAUAUGCCAGGCCAUACCUCAUCUAUCGCCUACUCAUAUCCCGAGCUGAUAGCUGCGUUUAAUGAGAAGGAUUGGUCGACUUAUGCUGCGGAACCGCCGUCUGGUACACUGAAGCUGAACUCGUCAGCUGUGACGGAGUUCCUUGAUACACUUUUCGAUGACUUGCUGCCACGAGUCUUGCCGUACUCGUCGUACUUCCAUACCGGCGGUGACGAGGUCAAUCUGAACGCCUACAACUUGGACGAAACUGUCAGAUCGAACGACACUGCAAUCCUUCAGCCAUUGAUGCAGGCCUUUGUCGAUAGGGCUCACGCAAAAGUGCGAGCUGCUGGCCUAACUCCUAUUGCGUGGGAAGAGAUGCUCUUGACCUGGAACCUGACCCUUGGAUCCGAUGUUGUCAUCCAAACUUGGCAGAGCGAUGAAGCAGUUGCGCAAACCGUUGGUAAAGGCCAUAAGGCGCUCGUCGGAAACUACAACUAUUGGUACCUUGACUGUGGUCACGGCCAAUGGCUUGACUUCUACCCUGACGUUUCCCAGAGCUUCUAUCCUUACUACGACUACUGUGCGCCUUUGCAUAACUGGAGGAUGAUGUAUGCAUACAACCCGCUAGAGGGAGUGCCUGCGAAUCUUACACACCUUGUGCUGGGCGGAGAAGUCCACAUCUGGAGCGAGCAGACAGAUCCCGUGAACGUCGACAGGCAGGUAUGGCCACGCGCUUGCGCAGCGGCCGAGGUUCUCUGGAGUGGCGCCAAAGAUGAUCAAGGUCAAAAUCGUAGUCAAAUCACGGCAAGUCCAAGAUUGAGCGAGAUGCGGGAGCGUCUGGUCGCAAAGGGAAUCGGCGCCGAGCCCAUUCAGAUGCCAUUCUGUACGCAAAACGGCACUCAAUGCGCUCUGUGAUUUGUUUGUUCGGAUAUUGUGUAGAUGGCA
Messenger RNA from Aureobasidium subglaciale EXF-2481, 1940 nucleotides. RefSeq names its product glycoside hydrolase family 20 protein. The transcript is spliced from 3 exons. Gene Ontology annotation, biological process: carbohydrate metabolic process; glycosaminoglycan metabolic process. NCBI's taxonomy places the organism in Eukaryota, Fungi, Ascomycota, Dothideomycetes, Dothideales, Saccotheciaceae. Gene Ontology annotation, cellular component: membrane. Gene Ontology annotation, molecular function: beta-N-acetylhexosaminidase activity. The record is from RefSeq and is a predicted model, not a curated record. The coding region runs from base 273 to 1910 and encodes 545 amino acids.